Messenger RNA from Cuculus canorus (common cuckoo), 4102 nucleotides. It is a transcript of the gene FAIM2, whose product is annotated as Fas apoptotic inhibitory molecule 2. The record is from RefSeq and is a predicted model, not a curated record. Gene Ontology annotation, biological process: negative regulation of apoptotic signaling pathway. The coding region runs from base 231 to 1166 and encodes 311 amino acids. Gene Ontology annotation, cellular component: endoplasmic reticulum; membrane; Golgi apparatus. NCBI's taxonomy places the organism in Eukaryota, Metazoa, Chordata, Aves, Cuculiformes, Cuculidae. The transcript has 12 exons.
UCUUUCCCAGCUUCCCCCUGUGCUGCAGGCUGGGAAUGGUACGGUCCUCGCUGCAGCGCCUGCUCCCUGGAUGUUCUAGAAGGUGAAGGCAUCGGUGGAAGCUGCAGCGGUCGCAACCGGCCCUGAAACACCCUGGGAAGGGGGAUAAAAGGGGAUCCGGACGAGCUCAGCUACGGCGUCUCCCUCCUGGUGCUGCAGACGGGGUCUGGCAGCAUCCUCAGCAGCGAGCCAUGACCCAGGGGAAGCUCUCCGUGAACAACAAACCCCCCAACUCCGAGGGGCGAGGGGAGAAGAAGGACAAUGCCACAGCUCCGCCAGCUCCUCCGACCUAUGAGGAGGCGACAGCAGGAGAAGGGAUGAAGUCCGGCGCUUACCCUCCUCCCCCAUCGGUCCCACUCCACCCCAGUUGGGCUUACGUCGACCCCAGCACCAGCCCAAGCUACGGCAGCAGCGGGUACCCAGGGGACACAGAGAUGCUCACGACCUUCAGCUGGGAUGACAGGAACGUGCGCAGAGUGUUCAUCAGGAAGGUUUACGCCAUCCUGAUGGUCCAGCUCUUGGUCACUGUUGUUAUUGUGGCUUUCUUCACCUUCUGCGAGCCGGUCAAGGGGUACAUUCAGACCCACUCUGCCUGGUACUGGGCUUCCUAUGCUGUUUUCUUUGUCACCUACUUGAUUCUCGCUUGCUGCUCCGGACCCAGGAGGUAUUUCCCAUGGAAUCUGAUGCUGCUGAGCAUCUUUACGCUCUCCAUGGCUUAUCUCACCGGGAUGCUCUCCAGUUACUACAACACCAAAUCGGUCCUUCUGUGUCUGGGGAUCACAGCCCUGGUGUGUCUGUCUGUCACAAUCUUCAGCUUCCAGAGCAAGUUUGACUUCACCUCCUACCAGGGCGUCCUCUUCGUGAUGCUCAUGGUGCUCUUCUUCGGUGGCAUCAUCCUGGCUGUGAUAUUGCCCUACCAAUACGUCCCUUGGCUCCACGCGAUCUACGCUCUGCUCGGUGCCAUUAUCUUUACCAUGUUCCUGGCAUUCGAUACCCAGAUGUUGAUGGGGAACCGCCGGUACUCGCUGAGCCCAGAGGAAUACAUCUUCGGAGCCCUCAAUAUCUAUCUGGACAUCAUCUACAUCUUCUCCUUCUUCCUCCAGUUCUUCGGCUCCAGCCAGGAGUGAGCGUAGUGAGGUGAUACCUUUGCUGCCGAGAUGCGAGUAUUGAGGAAAAAAAUACUGAGAGAGGAAAAGAAGAUUAAACAAACCCAAACCCACCUUUUUCUGGCCCACUAGCAGGCUCCUUUCAAUCAGCUGAGCAACGCCCCUGGGUUCCUUACGCAGCUUGUAGAUACGCUGUCCGGCCUUUGUGACCCAGAAAGCGAAGCAGGGCUUUAGUGUUGUCUCUUGUGCUCCCUCCGCUCCUAUCGAGAUCAAACCAGACCAGAGACUGGGAGGCACGAGACCGAGUUCUUCUUUUCCCCCCCUCCGGAGGCUGUCAGAUUUGCCUGAAUUCUGCACAUCACGAGAUGCUGGGAACAGCUCUGCAAAGGGAAAACCAACAUCAAGGGCGGGAGAAUAGGGAAUUUUUACUAGGAUGCUUGGCAGGAAAACCGGCUGAACACACGGAAAAAGCUAUAUAGGCAAAUCCUUGCUUCUCCCUGGUCUCUCUCGUAUUCCUGUGAAGCUUUGUGGCCUCUGCAGAGAUAUAUUCCCCAUAGUGCCGGCUUUUAGAAGCGCAGAGCGUGGGAUCGUGUAGGCUGAUGUCCCAGCAACGUCCCAGUCUUCCAGGCACGAGAGAACCCGUUGUUCAGGACACGCAGCCUGUUUGAGGACUUCUCUAAUGCCCCUGCAGGAAGAAUUCUUCUGUAUCCUUUGUAUCUGGCCGUGGGGCUGUGUGUGCGCUUUCCUUCCUUCCCAGAGUGGGAUAGAAGGACCACCAGGCGUUGGCUCCCCUCCCCAAAGGGACGUGCGUGUCUUCUCUAUGAAUUAUGGCUCUUCAGGUGGGAGGGUUGCGAUGCUGUGUAAGGUUUAUUGGCAGAGAAGAGCUAAAAGAGGCUGACUUUGAGAGCCUGUGCCAAGCCAGACGCUUCCUGGUGUAGCGAAUGCGUGGUUGAGAUCCUCUAACCCAUCGUAAGGAUCUGAUGCCUUCACAAAAUCGUAGAAUCAUGGAAUGGUUUGGGUUGGAAGGGACCUUAAAGCCCAUCCAGUUCCAACUCCUGCCAUGGGUAGGGACAUCUCCCACUGGAUCAGGGGCUCCGAGCCCCAUCCAACCUGACUUUGAACACCUCCAGGGAUGAGGCAGCCACCACUUCCCUGGGCAACCUGGGCCAGGGUCUUCCCACCUUCAUGGUGAAGAAAUUCCUCCUUACGCCCAGUCUAAAUCUGCCCCUCUCCAGUUUACACCGAUUGCCUCUCAUCCCAUCACCCCAACCCUUUGUAAACAGCCCCUCUCCAGCUUUCUCGUAGCCCCUUCAGGGUACUGGAAGGUCACAAUCGUCUUGGUUGCUCGAGAUCAAUGAUCCAAAGUGGUUACUGGGACCGGGGUGACUUCCUGUUGCUCAGAAUCCGCUCUGCUUUGUAGCAGACCCCAACGUCCCCUCUUGCUUUGGCCAUUUUGCUCUCCCAAACGGGGAUGUCAACGUGGGCGCCGGAUGCCUCUGAGCGCUUGGGUAACUUUCCAUCUUUCCCCCCGUUGUUGGCUUUCGGCUGUCGGAGGAUUAGUUGGCUAAUUUCUAACUGCAGAGCUCCAGGUGGAGAUAAGAAGCCUUUUGCUUUUAUUUAUAAAGUGAUCCUUCCUGCUGAUAGAAAGCAGUAUCUUCAAUCUCUCCGGGAAUGCCACGGCAAGUGCGUCACUGAGCUGCCUCUAGCGAUCCCCUAGCUUGUCCCAGCUAUGCCCAAAUGCUCCGUAGCGCACAUUCCACCUCCGCUGCUGCCCCGGCUUUUACCCUUCACAUGUUCUAUCCUCCUACCGCACGUGUGCAAAGCCCCGAGCUGAGCAGAGGAAAGUUACCGUGCAGAGAGGUGGGGGAAAAAAAGGCUUCGUUCAGCCCCCUCCGUGGCUGCAACAGCCUCGUCCAUCGUCGCGUGGUUGCCUUCCACUUCGCCUUCCCCCCUUCCCCCCCCAAGGAAACCCCGAUACGACGUGAAAACACAAAGGCAAAAAAUCUUUUUCGGGGUAAAGGAGGAGAUUUCUCGGUGAUGACAGCGUUUAGUUGGCGAUUUCGGUAGUGCGUUGCAGAGAAAGGAGGGUCUUGAACUGCUGAGCAGGCGGAAUUGGGAGAGGCAAUGAAAGGCACCUUUAGAACUUUAUGAAAUAGGAGUUUAAAAAGGGAAUUUUCUGUCCCGCUUCCACGCAAGCACUUCUGAACGACCUUCGCGGAAUUGGCUCCGCAGCCUCUUCUGCUGAGCCAUUGGCGGUAGUUCUGCUUUUCAGCUUUUUGAGGAGUUACACGAUGACUUCCGACUCUGAAACGGUCCUAAAAGUCCUCUUCUGGAGGCCAAUCCAGACCAGAGCUCUACAGCUCUCCUUUCUGCACUGCGACUCCUCCAAACUGACCCCUGGACCUGGUGAGGAGAACACGGACCCGCAGCCCACUCUGGAUCUCUUGCUCUUUUUUCCUUCUGGUGUGGAGUAACCGAGCUGCUGUUACCUCCCGGCUUUCUGUUCCUGCGUGGAAAAAAGCUUGCAUGGCACCUGCUCUGCCUCCGAACCACCCGAGCGGCGAUGGUUUGGUUUGUUGCUCUCCGCGGGGCUCUUUUCUUUGCAUGUAUCCUGCUUUCUUUCUCCCGUGCUGCCCAAAUUCCAAAGCCAGACCUACCGACAGCACUUGGACUGAAGCAGAGAAGAAGACGCGCGUGCUCGGAGAGGUGGAAGCCCUCACGAGGCUGAGUAACGCGGGAUUUGGGGUGGGAUAGAGCUCUAAGCAUAUAUAUAUAUGGGUUCCUGACCAUCUCGCAGGGCUGCUCCUCUUCCUCCGUGUGGCUGUCCUCUACCCCAGGUCACCCUGGCUCUGUAACCCCCUGUUCCUCUCAUCCCGUCGUCCUUCGGAUUUCCUUGUAAAUAGGAUUUUUUUUUUUGUAUUUUCUCUGAACGUUGCUAAUAAACCGUUGCAAAACUC